Molecule: messenger RNA, 1806 nt
Organism: Lactuca sativa (garden lettuce)
Lineage: Eukaryota; Viridiplantae; Streptophyta; Magnoliopsida; Asterales; Asteraceae
Biological process (GO): proteolysis
Molecular function (GO): metallocarboxypeptidase activity; zinc ion binding
Source: RefSeq, a predicted model, not a curated record
AGAUUUUGAUUUUCAUUAAUAAUAACUUUGUGGUUCAAUAUGUCAUCGUAGUUUGAAAUUCGAUUUUGCGUCAUAGUCGUUUUCCAAAGACAAACACACCUAGCGGACUCUCUUGGAAGGAAAACUAACCCGACAAAAUUCCCAUGUCUUUCUCUUUAUAGAUCCAUCUCUUUCUCUUUACAAACGAAACUAAAUUUAACUCUCAUACAUACUUCCAUAUUGAUCACGAAGUUGAAAACCUUACUAUAUUGGUAACAUCAAUUGAUGGGGAGAAACAGAAACUGUUGAAUUUUGGUGAUUCAGAUGGCGCUUUUUCCUAUUCGUCAUCGUCGUCUCCGUUUCACGAUUUUACCCUUCUGUUUGAUGUUGUUCUAUGCUUGUUUCUCGAUCGUUGAUUGUAGAAGGAGCGUUAAUUAUGUCUCGCAUCAACAACGACAACCUUCAAUCACGCCAAUCAAUCGUGAUCUUUAUCACACUAGUGCGACAUUAAUGGAAGAGAUAAAAAAACUGGUUCAUCGUCACCAAGAUAGAUUCCAUAUGGAGACAUUUACAGGUUCAAAUAAGGGCUACCAGGCUGAACUCAACGUAGUUACAUAUUCCCAGAACAUAAAUGAGAUUGAAGAAGACAAGUCAAAGUUCCGAAUCCUUCUUAGUUUUGGGCAGCAUGCACGAGAGCUUAUUACAUCUGAACUUGCACUCAAGAUCCUCUACAUCUUAAGUGAAGACCAAACUUUACCUAAAAGGAAUCCACUCUUGCUCAACAGAACCCUCCAGAAUACCAUUAUAAAGGUGGUGCCAAUUGAAAACUUGAAUGGACGCAAAAAGGUUGAAGCAGGAGAGCUUUGUGAACGCAGAAAUGGGAGAGGAGUUGAUCUCAACAGAAAUUGGAGUGUGGAUUGGGGAAAAAAAGAAAAGGAUUAUGAUCCUAAUGAAGAGAAUCCAGGGAGUGGUCCUUUUAGUGAGCCUGAAGCUCAAAUGAUGAGGAAGCUUUCAAGAUCAUUUAAACCACAUUUAUGGGUCAAUGUGCAUUCUGGAAUGGAGGCUCUGUUUAUGCCUUAUGAUCAUAAAAACACUACACCUCCUGGAGAGCAAUCUGAGAAAAUGAAGUUGAUGCUUGAAACAUUGAAUCACCUUCAUUGUGAAGAUCGUUGUGUGGUUGGAUCAGGGGGAGGAUCUGUUGGGUAUCUAGCACAUGGUACAACAACAGAUUACAUGUUUGAAGUUGCAAAUAUCCCCAUGGCUUUCACAUUCGAGAUAUAUGGAGAUGAAAAAGCAUCCUAUAAAGACUGCUUCAAAAUGUUCAACCCCGUUGACCAACCUACCUUCAAUAGAGUUGUGAACGAGUGGUCUGCUGCAUUUUUCAGUAUGUUUGAAAUGGGAGCACAUGAGAUGAAGAUGAAGUUUAUGGAAGAUAGGGCUCCUUUUAACGUGGAUAAUUUGAUCUCUAUUGAUGAUUAUUUAAAAGGCUAUUUAAUAGAAAGGAAAAACAGAUAUGCAGAAAAAACAGAGUUGCUUGAGAUUGGUUUGCAGGAGAUGAGAACAUAUUUCAGACUGUUCUUGCUAUCUUCAAUUUUGUUGAUGUUUAUGUUCUGUUCAAGGAUCCCAAAGAGUAGCACCAGUAGAUCCAAUAUGCCUCCCGUUACUCCAUGAAAUCAAUAAUACAACAAGAAAGGUGUGUAAUAAUAUGAUUUUUCAAGUCGCUUCAAAUAUGUGUAUCAAAAAAUGGUUGUUUUGUUGCAUGUUGAUGUUACAAUAUCAAGUUAUGUGCAAGUAUGCUACAAAUGUAACAAGCUUUUCUUAUCUGUA